This is a messenger RNA of Parnassius mnemosyne (clouded apollo), 5175 nucleotides long. The record is from the annotation of a GenBank genome assembly. Lineage: Eukaryota; Metazoa; Arthropoda; Insecta; Lepidoptera; Papilionidae.
AUGGCGACCGUGAAAGCGGAUAGACCUGGACAAACCGAACUCGACGCUAUGAGGCGUAAAAGGGCAUACACACGUCGAGUAUUCAUCAGGUCAGUGCGAAAGAUAGAGGGGUCGAAUGAUAUUGAGCAGAUGACUGUCGAAUUUCAGUAUCUUGUAGAGAAAUUGGAAGAGUUAAAAUCUUUUGACAGUCAAAUAAAAAAUAUGACGAUCGAUUCUUGCACGGAUGAGCAAUUUGAUGAAGAAUGUGACGAAUGCGAAUCGUAUUUAAGGAAGUAUUAUGCAGUAAAAGUUAAGAUUGAAAAAUUACGAAAGGAAUGUGAUAGAGCAAAUACAUCUUCAGCGGCUACUGACGGAUCUCAUCAGAAGAGAAACAUAAAGCUACCGAAUAUCGAGCUCAUAAAAUUCGAUGACAAUCCGAAGACGUGGUUAUCUUUCUGGGGACAGUUCAAAAAGAUACACGAGGACGAGACUCUUGAACCAGAAGAUAAGUUCCAGUAUCUCAUACAGGCUAUGAAGGAGGGGUCCAAAAGCAGAGAGCUCGUAACUAGCUACCCUCCGUCUGGCAAGAAUUACCCAAGAGCGCUGGAGCAGCUACAGGGACGAUUUGCUCGAGAAGGUAUCCUCAUCGAGACGUAUGUGAGAGAGCUGCUAGGUCUCGUAUUAUGUCAGGCUAAGGGACAAAAUAUGGAUAUAAGAUCGCUUUACGACCAGUUGAUGACCCAUUUGCACGCUUUAGAGUCACUCAAAGUAACAACGGAAAAGUACGGAGCGAUGUUGUAUCCAUUAGUCGAAUCAGCUUUACCUGAAAAUAUUUUAAUUGUUUGGAAUCGAACUAGAAUUGUAAACGAUGUUGGUCAAUUAACGCAACUUUUAGAGUUCUUAAAACGGGAAGCCGAGGCUGAGGAACACAUUAAAUUGACGCGCGCUAACUUUAAUACUUAUAGUUCUUCCAGCAGUGUUGAUAUGCCGCCGACAGCAGCUUGCAUCGUUUCGAAAGAGGAGACAAGUUCCAGUAAAACAGGUAAUGACUUUUGCUAUUUUUGUGAUAAUACGUCUCAUUCGAUUCUUCAAUGUAAUAAAGGGCUCAAAAUGUCUUUAGAUGAAAAAAGAGCCGCUGUCAAAGAUAAGAGGGGUUGUUUAAUUUGUUUACGUAAAGGUCACGUAGCUAAGCACUGCAAGAAGUUUUUAAAAUGUAUGGCCUGCGGUAAACGUCAUGUAGUGAUAUUUUGUCCGGACCUUUAUAGGGAUAAACAAAAGGAACCCAAAGAAGCGACAGCACUUUUCUCUAGGAAAGGCGGAAAUAUUUUAUUACAGACUUUGAUUUUAGAGGUUUCACAUGAGGGUAAAAAGAAGAAAAUACGUGCUCUGUGUGAUACUGGAUCGCAAAGGUCGUAUAUUAGGAAAAACGUAGUAAAAGAGUUAGGCCUUAAGGUAGUAGGUAUAGAGAAUUUAGGUUAUUCACUAUUUAGUGGUGUUACUAAGCCAGCAGAAAACCACAGUCUUAUCGAAGUGAAUGUAAGUAGUCUAGAUUCUUCUUUCUCUACAAAAUUCAUUGGUCUUGAACUCGACGACAUUUGUGGCUAUCUUCCCAAAGCAGACGAUCCCAAGCUAAGGUCAAAGUUAAAGUCACUGAAUAUAAGUAUUGACGACAGUGACUGUGACCUUAGCGAUGUAAAUAUGUUAAUAGGAGCUGAUUAUUUAGGAGUAAUUUGUACGGGCACUAUUGUACAAUUAGAUGGGCCUUUAGUAGCUAUUAAGACGAGGCUAGGAUGGACAUUACAGGGCCCUAACUUUUAUAGUGCUGCACAAUGCUCAAUAACUUUCAAUUGUCACGCUCAGAGUAAACUUUCAGAUUUGUGGGAUUUAGAGAUAUUAGGGAUUUCAGAGCCACAUGAACAGAUGUGCAAAGAUAGGAAAAAAGGAGAGGUAAUGAGUCAAUUUGAGCAGAAUAUUAGUUUUAAAGACAAUUGUUACCAAGUAGGGUUUUUGUGGAAAGAUGGUUACCCCGAAAUAGGCAGUAAUUACAAUGUAGCUUAUAAAAGACUUUUAACGACGACUAGGAAGUUAGAGUGGACUGGUGAUUUGCUAAGUUAUAACGAUGUUUUUCAGAAUUGGUUAGACGAAGAUAUUAUAGAACAUACUGAAAACAAUAUAGCAGAAGGACACUUUAUUCCUCGUCACGCAGUCAUUAAGAUGUCUAGGACUACAACGAAGAUACGUCCAGUAUUCGACGCAUCGUGUAAAGAUGCGCAAGGAUUGUCUUUGAAUAACUGCAUCGAAUCGGGUACCAAUCUUAUAGAACUAAUCCCUAAAUUAUUGAUGAACUUUAGGAAAGGUACGUACGGCGUCACGUCGGAUAUAAAGCAAGCCUUUCAGCAAAUUUUAGUUUCAGAGAAAGAUACAGAGUAUUUGAAGUUUCUGUGGUGGGAGAAUCCGUUGACCAAAGAGAAGAUAGUCACUUUCAGACAUAAGAGAGUAGUAUUUGGGGUGACUUGUAGUCCGUUUCUCUUGGCGGCUACGAUUAAUUAUCACUUAGGCAAUUUUGAAGGAAUGUACGGUCAGACAGUUGAAAUUUUGAAACACUCCUUUUAUGUUGAUAAUUGUGUAGCUAGUUUUGAUACAAAAGAGGCUUUAUUUACUUUUAUAAACGAAGCUAAGGAAGUUAUGCUAAAGGGGGGUUUUGAUUUACGAUGUUGGGUUACCGCUCCUAUUAGAGUAGAUAACACUGUCCAGACUCAAUCUGUAUUAGGAGUACUAUGGAAUACUCUUACGGACGAAUUACAGUGUAGUUUCCGUCUUAGUAGCACUAUACCAGAUCGGGUCACGAAGAGAGAUCUUUUGUCAUUAACUCAGCAGAUAUUUGACCCUAUUGGAUUUCUUGCACCUGUUAGCCUAGUGCCUAAACUAAUAGUACAAAAGGCUUGGAUAGAUAGUACAGGUUGGGAUCAAGCUAUCAGCAACGAGUUAUCGAAGGAAUUUAAGAGUUGGCUAAAUCAUGUUCAUCUGAUAAAUGAUUGCAAGUUGCCGAGACGCUUAUCAGAGGAGAGGUUGACGAACUGUAACAAAAGUUUACAUUUGUUUUGUGACGCAUCUAUUAAUGCUUAUGCAGGUUGUGUCUUUCUUCGGACCGAAUGCAAAAGUAAAGUUACGAUUAGGCUGGUUAUGGCCAAAAGUAGAGUAGCGCCAAUUAAAAGAUCAAUAACUUUACCUAGAUUGGAGCUAAUGGGAGCGCUUAUUGCAUCGCGGCUUGCAAAUGAGAUAAGUAGAACGUUGUUUACCGACGACACCUGCCCGUUAUAUUGUUGGACAGACUCCGCGGUUGUGUUAGCCUGGAUCCAAAGACAGUGUUCUUGGAAGCCGUUUGUGAGCAAUAGGGUAAGUGAAAUUUGUGCUCACACUAAGAAGGAACAUUGGCGGCACGUACCGGGCCACUGCAAUCCGGCAGACCUACUGUCACGUGGCUGUAAUAUGAAGACAUUAAUGGACAGUCACUGGUGGGAUGGCCCUGCUUGGCUAUUAUCUGACCAUGAACUGUGGCCUCAGUCUAAUCACAUCGCAGUAGAUGAGAACGCUGUUUCCAUAGAAGCAAAGAAGGAGGUACUUGUAAAUACUAAUGUAGAUACUGAACAUUUUAGCGAGAAGCUUUUAUACUUUUCUAAGUAUUCAAGAAUUGUACGUGUAGUAGCUUGGAUAUUCCGAUGGAGAAGGCGACGAAUGUUUAGUAUAGCUUAUAUAAGCAAUGAUGAAUUCGAAGAAGCUGAGAAUAUACUUAUAAGACUUAUUCAGGGUGAACAUUAUGUAAAUAGAACUAAAUUGAAUAAGAAACUGUGCAUACAUUUAGAUAGUAAUAGUAUUAUGAGAGUAAAGACUAGAUUAGGUUUAGGAAAUUAUGAUAAAGAUUUUUCGAGUCCCAUAUUAUUACCAGGGAAAAAUGUCAUUGUGAGGCGACUCGUUGAAGAGAAACAUAUAUACUUAAAGCACAUUGGAUCACAUACUUUAAUGUCAGAGCUGAGAAACAGAUUCUGGAUUACAAGUGUGAGAUGGCUAUGUAAGGAUAUAGUUAAGAAAUACAUAAUUUGUCGUAGGCAAAAGGGCAUACAUUAUGAUACACCGGAGACACCACUCCCUCUUGAACGGAUUCAAGGCACGGCAGCGUUUCAAAUGACAGGUAUAGAUCUGGCCGGGCCGUUGUAUUUACGUAAUCAAGAGAAAUGUUGGGUGGUUUUAUUUACUUGCGCGACAUUUAGGGCUGUGCAUUUUGAGAUGGUAGACUCAUUGUCCACAAAUAGUUUUAUUAUGAGUCUUCGUAGAUUUAUUGCUCGAAGAGGUCGUAUAGACGUCAUUUUCACGGACAACGGAACAAAUUUUCGAGGGACUGCCAAUUUACUGAAGGAUAUUAAUUGGCAGGAGGUUGAAAGUGUGACGGCAGUCCAUGCUAUAAAGUGGCGUUUUAUUCCACCUAGAACUCCUUGGUGGGGAGGUUGGUGGGAGAGGCUCAUUAGAGUAUUAAAGGAGAUGUUGCGAAGAAUAUUGGGGCGUCAGCGAUUGACUUGGGUAGAGUUGGACACAGUCUUGUGCGAUUGUGAAGCUGUCAUUAAUAGUCGGCCACUAACAUAUGUCUCGACUUGUAUCGACGAUUUGCGGCCACUUACACCUAUGUUAUUUCUACAUGGCUUACCUUCUAAUGAUACUUCUGAUUUAGAUUAUGUAGAUAAUAUGAAUUUAAAUGUAAGAUACAAAUAUUUACAAAAGUUGAGAGAAGAUUUCAGAGUUCGAUUUCGUAAGGAGUAUUUGGCUUUACUUACAGCUAGAUGGAAGGAGAAGACAAUAGAAAUGAAGAAAGGAGAUAUAGUUCUAGUAGAGACAGACGCGAAAAGGCUAUUUUGGCCCUUGGGGUUAAUCAUGGAAGUAGUUACCGGGGCUGAUGGUGUUACUCGUUUGGCUAGAGUCAAGACUCAAAAAGGUGAAACUUUAAGACCAUGUCAGAGAUUGUAUCCGCUUGAGAUUUCAAAUGAUUCUGACCUCUUGCAACGAGCUGAAGUAACGAUAGAGGAUGGGAAGUUAUCAGUAAGUUCAGAUAGUCCCGACUUACCCUCCUCGGUUACAGGUGGCGCGAAGGUGACGAAAACAACGCGGUGCGGUCGAAAUGUGAAAUUGCCUGCUCGGUACUUAUAA